Molecule: messenger RNA, 5449 nt
Organism: Drosophila biarmipes
Lineage: Eukaryota; Metazoa; Arthropoda; Insecta; Diptera; Drosophilidae
Exons: 14
Coding region: 513-5321 (1602 amino acids)
Cellular component (GO): cytoskeleton
Source: RefSeq, a predicted model, not a curated record
UCUGUUCGACAGCCCUCGAGUGCGGUUCUAGCUCCCCUCUCACCACAAAUAAUCCCAGCUUACGGCGGCCAACCGUCAAAAGUAAACCAGCCAAGUGUUAUUUGUUUUGAAAACCCAAAGUUCCACGAGACAUCAAACGCGAGCCACAGGCCGACACUCAAAGCAGCUGUCACUUGAACCCAAUCAACGAACGAAUCAACGAAAUAAUAAAUCAGCCACGAAACCAACUACAAUAGCAACGAAACUAACGAUAUCUUGUCCGGUGAACAGAUGUUUUGAAAAGCCCCCGAAAAUCACAAGAGAUCCUAGAAAGGACUUUGAGUAACAGAAGUUACUGAAGCCGCGAUAAGGUGAAGUUUUUUAGAGUGCAAAAGAAAGUUGCGGAAACCAAACGAUCGAGCGGAAGCAGGACGAGAUACUGCCAAUCGGAAAACUAGCCUACGGUAUACUUUGCGGAAAAGAACAAGGAUCAGGGACCCUGCGCCCGCGUCCGCAAGAUUCGUCCAAUAAACAUGGGCGGCAAUGUGGAGCAGCGUCCUUGGACUCCAACGGUCCGCAUCGGAAGGAUUGCAGCCGAAACCACCAAUCCAGGUCCAGCCACUGUCCAGCUUCCGACGCUGAUCGGUAGCAAAGUUCCGGACUCGAAGAAGAAGGCCGCUCCCUCGUACUCCUUUGGUCACAAGCUGGGCGGGAAGUACACCACGUCUGGCCCUGGUCCGGCGCAGUACAAUGUGACAGGUAUGCGGGCGAAGGGGCGGGACUAUCCCCGAGCAGCCACCCUCCAGAGUCGCCCCAAGGAACUCACUCGCUUCUCGAACCCCGGACCCGGCGAGUACGACGUGGUGCCGGCUGCCAAGGCCGUGAUCGAUGCCACGCCCAAGUACACCUUUGGCCAACGACCGGCCGCCCUGAAGACCUUCCAGAUUCCAGGUCCCAACCAUUAUCGAGUGGUACCCCUUGAUGUCGUCAAGCGGCGAGCCCCACGAUACUCCUUUCGCAUUAAGGUUAACGUGUACUUUGUUAACAAUCCAGCUCCGAAUAGCUAUUGCCCUGAAAAGGUCACGCAAUCAAAAAAGAAUGCGCCACGCUACACUUUCGGUAGACGAACUAAAAUCGAACACGAUCAGGGCACACCAGCUCCUGGCGCCUAUUGCCCCGAAAAGGUGAAGCUCAGCAAGACGCCGGAGUUCAGUUUCGGCAUCAAGCACCUCGAACAGAGACCAGACUAUACGCCAGCCCCGGGCACCUACAAACCCGAGCAGGUUGUCCAAGAACACAUUCCCGCCUACAGCUUCGGCCUGAAAACCAAACACUCUCAGGUCAGCGACACUCCAGCACCCGGUGCCUACAGCCCCGAAAAAUCGAGACUACACUCCACACCCGCUUACUCAAUCACAGGAAAGGCCUCCCAAGACGUUGUCGAUUGUACACCAGCCCCCGGAGCAUACGAACCCGAGAAGUGCGUGCUGAGCAGGACGCCUGCCUUCAGCUUCGGCCACCGCGUGGACCUCGCCAAGUCCAGCGACACGCCCGCACCCGGCACCUACAAUCCCGAGAAGGUGCGGCUGGACCACACGCCCGCCUUCACCCUCUCCGGCCGCCCCGAGACGAGGUGCGUCAGCGAGACCCCGGCGCCCGGUUCGUAUGCCCCGGAGAAGUACCGCAACGACCGCACGCCGGCCUUCACCUUCGGCGGUAAGCACGAGCAGCGCCUCGAGAGCUCCACUCCGGCACCGGGCGACUACUGCCCCGAAAAAGUCCGGCACGAUCACACUCCCGCUUUCUCAUUCGCCGGUCGCCACGACUUGCACAAGACCAGCGACACACCAGCACCAGGCGCCUAUGACACGGAAAAGGUCCGCCAUGAUCACAAUCCCGCCUACUCCUUUGCCGGGCGACACGAUCUCCACAAGCCCAGUGAAACCCCCGCCCCGGGUGCCUAUUCCCCAGAGAAAGUGCGCCUAGAUCACAACCCUGCUUUCACCAUGGCUGGGAAGCACAGUCAAAAGAUCACGAGCGAGACCCCAGCUCCAGGCGACUACUGUCCCGAGAAGGUUCGGUUAGAUCACACUCCCGCCUUUAGUUUUGGGGUGAAGAGCGAUCCGAAGGUAGAAAACCACACCCCAGCCCCAGGGGACUAUCACCCCGAAAAGGUCAGGCAGGAUCAUAACCCUGCUUAUUCCUUCGCUGGCCGCCAUGACCUCCACAAACCCAGCGAGACUCCUGCUCCAGGAGCUUACUCUCCGGAGAAAGUUCGCCAAGAUCACAAUCCUGCCUUUUCAAUGGCUGGCAAGCAUAUCGAAAAGCUCACAAAUGGAACUCCAGCUCCUGGAGAUUACAGUCCCGAAAAGGUUAGAUUAGAUCACACACCUGCUUAUAGUUUUGGAAGUAAGAAAGUGGAGAACAAUACGCCCGCUCCAGGAGAUUAUCAUCCUGAGAAGGUAAGGCAGGACCACAAUCCCGCCUUCUCCUUUGCCGGUCGUUAUGACCUUCAGAAGCCAAGUGAUACUCCUGCCCCCGGUGCCUAUUCCCCCGAGAAAGUUCGUCAGGAUCACAAUCCUGCUUUCUCGAUAGCUGGAAGACAUAUUGAAAAGCUCGCAAAUGGAACACCAGCUCCUGGUGACUACUCUCCAGAGAAAGUCCGGUUAGAUCACACACCUGCCUACACUUUUGGUGGCAAAAACGAUCCUAAAAUAGAAAACAAUACCCCAGCUCCAGGUGAUUAUCAUCCCGAGAAAGUUAGGCAAGAUCACAAUCCAGCCUUUUCCUUCGCUGGCCGUCAUGAUCUCCACAAACCCAGCGAAACACCCGCUCCUGGAGCCUAUUCUCCAGAAAAAGUCCGACAAGAUCAUAACCCUGCCUUCUCGAUGGCCGGCAAACAUGAUCCUAAGGUCUCUAAUAACACUCCUGCCCCUGGUGACUACAGUCCCGAAAAAUGCCGUCUAGAUCAUACGCCCUCCUAUACGUUUGCUGGGAAAAAUGAUCCCAAAAUUGAAAACAAUACUCCAGCUCCAGGUGAUUAUCAUCCUGAAAAAGUUCGACUAGAUCACAACCCAGCUUUUUCCUUCGCCGGGCGACAUGAUCUUCAGAAGCCCAGUGAUACUCCAGCCCCUGGAGCCUAUUCCCCCGAGAAAGUUCGCCAGGAUCACAACCCAGCCUAUUCCAUGGCUGGCAAACACAUCGAAAAGAUCACGAAUGGAACUCCAGCUCCUGGAGAUUACUCCCCAGAGAAAGUUCGUUUAGAUCACACGCCUGCCUAUACUUUUGGUGGUAAAAACGAUCCAAAGGUAGAGAACAAUACCCCAGCUCCAGGGGAUUAUCAUCCUGAGAAGGUAAGGCAGGACCACAAUCCCGCCUUCUCCUUUGCUGGUCGUUAUGACCUUCAGAAGCCAAGUGAUACUCCCGCCCCUGGUGCCUAUUCCCCCGAGAAAAUUCGUCAGGAUCACAACCCUGCUUUCUCGAUAGCUGGAAGACAUAUUGAAAAGCUCACAAAUGGAACACCAGCUCCUGGUGACUACUCUCCAGAGAAAGUCCGGUUAGAUCACACACCUGCCUACACUUUUGGUGGCAAAAACGAUCCUAAAAUAGAAAACAAUACCCCAGCUCCAGGUGAUUAUCAUCCUGAGAAGGUAAGGCAAGAUCACAACCCUGCCUUUUCCUUCGCCGGGCGUCAUGAUCUUCAAAAGGCCAGUGAUACUCCUGCUCCGGGGGCCUACUACCCCGAGAAAACUAGGCAGGAUCAUAACCCUGCUUUCUCGAUGGCUGGCAAGCAUAUCGAAAAGCUAACAAACGGCACUCCAGCUCCUGGAGAUUACUGCCCCGAGAAGGUUCGCUUGGAUUACACUCCAGCUUACAGCUUCGGUAGUAAGAACGAUCCGAAAGUGGAGAACCAUACACCAGCUCCCGGUGAUUAUCACCCAGAAAAGGUUAGGCAAGAUCACAACCCUGCCUUCUCCUUCGCCGGUCGUCAUGAUCUCCAUAGACCGAGUGAGACCCCCGCCCCGGGAGCCUACUCCCCUGAGAAAGUCAGGCAGGACCACAAUCCCGCCUUUACCAUGGCGGGAAAGCAUGAUCCUAGGGUUACGAAUGACACUCCGGCACCUGGGGACUACCACCCUGAGAAGGUUAGACAAGAUCAUGUGCCCGCCUUCUCCUUCGCCGGUCGCCACGACCUGCAGAAGCCCAGUGAAACGCCCGCACCCGGAGACUACUUCCCGGAGAAGGUCAGGCAGGAUUUCAAUCCGGCAUUCACCUUCGCCGCCAGACAUGAGCUGCGAACCCUCAGCGAAUCCCCGGCACCCGGAGACUACAGCCCCGAGAAGGUGCGACUGGACCGAGCACCCGCAUUCAGCUUUGGCGGCAAACAUGACCCCAAAACGGAGCACCUUCAUCCCGCGCCAUGCGACUACGCCCCCGAGAGAGUUCGCCUCGACCAUACACCCGCCUACACAAUUGCAGGUCGUCCAGCCGCCGAGCCCGUGAGCCAGACGCCGGCUCCCUGCGACUACCAUCCGGAGAAGUGCCAGGUGGACCACACGCCGGCGUUCACCUUCGGCAUGCGCCUGGGAAGGGAGCGCAUCUCGGACACACCAGCACCCUCCGCCUAUGAGCCGGAGAAGCACCCACUGCACUCCACACCCGCCUACAGCUUUGGCACCAAGUCGGACAUCCGCGUGACCACCGAUGCCCCAGCCCCCGGUCACUAUCAUCCCGAGCAGUGCAAGCUGGACAGCUCGCCAGCCUACAGUUUUGGCCUGAAGACAGUGCCAACUGCCUCGCUUCCAGAACCCAGGGGCGUCUACAUCGAGGAUCGCAUUGUCCAACGACGCGAACGCCGCCUGGCCAGUCCCGUACGCAACAAUGCUGAAUGCACCACCACAACCACCCAGAACACCACCAACAAUGCUGGUGGCAGCAGCACCACAACAACCACCACCACCACCACCACCACAAGAACCUUUAUCAAUGGAGUGGAGCAGCCGGAGCUGCAGGAGAAGCAGACCACCAAACAGGUGAAUGGCACCCACAAAGAGCUUAAGUCCGCACCACCGGCACCACUGAGCAAUGGCACUGUGAAGCACUCCAAGAUCGAGGCCUACACGGUGCAGCAGGUGGCCCACGGGCAGCAGGAGAGCGGCAACCUGAAGGUGGUGGCCAGCGGUAAGUCCGAUGCCAGUGCCACCAAGGCGGCGGCCGAGAGCCACCAGAGGGUGGUGCGCCCGGAUGGCGCCAUCGUGACCAGCGGCCAGUCCUCGAGGAUGCAGACGGUCAAGUACGCUGUGGAGGCCAGCAGUGUGCAGGAGAAGAUUAUCAGCUCCUAACGUCUACAAGAUACCCACCGUCAUGGGCAGCAGCAAGGAGGGCAAGAUUCGCUCGGCCCCGGCCUACACGAUCACGGGUCGCGAGAAGCCCCCGCUGAUCCCGGUGAUGAUCUUCCCCGGACCCGGAU